Molecule: messenger RNA, 5368 nt
Organism: Triplophysa dalaica
Lineage: Eukaryota; Metazoa; Chordata; Actinopteri; Cypriniformes; Nemacheilidae
Gene: evi2b
Product: protein EVI2B
Exons: 4
Coding region: 2566-4143 (525 amino acids)
Source: RefSeq, a predicted model, not a curated record
UCAAUUUCGAAAGCAAUUUGGGGGUUUUGUAUACACAGCAAAGCACCUUAUAGCCUACUGGAGGUGUGGUUUAAUGUUGCAUAUAAAAAUUCUGGUUUUCAUAUGUAGCCUUAUUAAAUGUAUUCACUUUAUUGACAUUUCAAUCCACAACACACAUAGGGUUGGGUGGAAUGAAUGUUCGCAGACAUUUUUGCUCUGUGUGACGUACCUUAACAUGACUUGCAACUGGCUUUCAUAGCUCUCUCAAUAGGAUUAUACUCGAUCCCUCAUUUAACCUCAAAGCAGCUCUGCUAUACCAGUGUUAGAAAGAGCAGACGCACCAGCUGCACAAAGACUGCCCUUGUGCUCCAGAAACUGGCUCAAUGUGACAUCAGCAGUGGCUGGCACAUGCUAACCAAACAAUAUUCACAUAUACUCGCCAUAGUUAAAAACUUUGGAGAAAAAAUAUGAAAUGUACCCAAGUUAUGAGAAACCGGAUAUCUGAUCAACACCACUGCAUGAAACCCCGAGACAUUAGAGUUAACAGAUUCAUGAGAGUGUCUGUCCUUUCUGUUAACCGUCUCACAAUGACGUCCAUUGAGCGUAGUGACUAACAGUUGCCCAUAUAAUAGGAGCGACUGCUCGCCUGGUCAACAAUUGUCUGUCGCUGCGCACACACGUACCAAUUGAGCGUUUGUGUACAAACACUUAGGAUAAUAGAUGCUGGGCAGAAGAGCUGGUCAGCGUGGAUAAGAUCACAAGAGGAAUGAUUGAGGAACACAAGGGCCAGAAACACUUUCAACGGUAAACUAAUCAACUGAAACAACAUCUAAAUUAAAUCAUAAAGGAGGCUGACAGGAAGUGACUGUGCAUCUGAAAACCGUUGAGCAUCACUGCUUCAGUUCAUUGUUCAACAUCCAGCUCCCCGGACGAGCUCCUCAAGCAAGGCCUUAUAUCUACUUCCAUAUCAACACGUUGUUUCACAGAUUCACAAUGGACAACAACACCAUCUCAGACCUCAAUAUUUCAACAGCAUCGCCAUCUAGCAUGCCUCCAACCGGAGCUUCAGAGAUCAUCUGCUUUAUUGAUGCCCAGCUGGCGUUCAUAGUGACCGCUUCUGCUGGUGCCGUCAUUCUGAUCCUUCUAACCACCACUAUAGUGCUGGCGUGCUAUGUCUCCAAACUGACUCGUCGCCAUCGGGCCCCUCGUCCAUCACGAAGCAACGCCGACUUAGUGAGCGGGACGGGUUACUGGGGAACCGACAAAAGAGAGGGAGGCAUAGUGGGCCCGUGUGAAACCAGCGUUCUUCUGGAGGAAGUGAAGACUGAUGGAGAAGAAGAAGAGGUUCAGGAUGGAGAGGCCGAUUCGAGCCAGUACAUCUCUACAACAAACAGCGCUCAUAACUCUGAAAGUGUCCCACCAACCAUCCAGAGCUCAUCAUCAAGAGAUUCCUGCAUAAAUCCUAUAAACUUGGAGAACAUGCCUCUAAUGGUUUAAAGCAUUAUGCAAUGGGUUUUUUUUUGUGAGGUGUGAUGUCAGCUGUCUGCCGGAAAUCAGUGUGAUAUUGAACCAGCAGAAGGUUAAAAAUAUAUUCUUUACUUUCAACUCAAACGUUCAGAAAAAAAGAUCUUAAAUAAAUUAUUUGAAUAAUGUUUUUUAUAAUGGCGAAAGCACAACAUUACAAACUUCCUUUAGCAGAUUGUAUAACAUAUAUUUGAACUAGCAACUAACUAUGAAUGUGUUGAACUUGGCAAAUUGUCUGGAAAGAAGCAAAAGAAUGUAGAUUUGAUGGCAAAACCAAUGAGUUUUGACAAUGGACAAAGGCAAAAAAAGAGAAAUCCAAUUAUGGAAUUACUUUUUUGAGAAUAACACAAUGUGUCCAGCAUUAGGCUAUAAAUUUGAGGGCAACAUAAUAAUUGUAUAUAUAUUUUUAAGACCGUUAAACAGUAAAGCAAAGCGGUUUCAAUUCUUGGAACCCUUGAGCAUUCUGACUGUUUGAAAGGCCUCAAAAACAAUUUUUUACUUCUCAUUCUCUGACAUCCAAUACUUUACUCCCUAUUUGUACUUCAACAAAAUAAAAUGCUAACGAUAAAAACGAUUGUACCUAAUUUUCUUAAGAUAAAGAACUGUCCUUCAUCAUAAGUCACUGUACGAAUUGUUUCUUUUCUUAUUACAAUUAAAUUCCAUUGUUAAGAUUCACAUACACAAGGACGUUUUCAGGAUUACGAAAACAGUCAUGAGAUCAUACCCCUUCAGACAACUUCUGCUGCUCUGCUAAAAAUAUUCUUACACGAUGUGCAAAUCUAUAAAGUCAUUUCUUAUAAAUAAAAUUGUUAAAUCACUUAAACAGUAAAUAAUGAAACUCAUAUACUGAUUCAGAAAAUGCCCUUGUCGCAAAAAGCAUCUGUUUUCACACUGUUACCACAGACAAAAAACUGCUUUUAGCAACAAAACACAAAUGCACCCAUAUCGUAGCUUUCAUUUCCUGUUGAGUAAAAGUUCCGUAUUCACCAGCAAACACUUCAGUCUUCAGCAAAUGCUUCUGAGGCGGUCGGGGUGUUCCGACAAGAUAUCUUUAUAAACAAAAUGAGGAUUGUUUCAUGCCCACUUGUCGUCGUCUUCGUCUUCUCGCUACCAUGGAGACUAAACAGUAAAGUAACACCAGCUAUUAAUAUCAUGAGGAACAACGAGCAUAUCACAGAACACCAGAUGCUUACACAUGUAGCAGAAGGGCAAACAGGAUUCAGUCACUACUCUACUGAUGCUGGAAAAGAAAACGUGGUUUCACUUUCAAGCGUUCAGACGCAACACCUCACAAGUGAAUCAGAGCGGCGUAUCAGCGUAAAGACUUCCAGAGCUUAUGAAGUGAAUCAGAGGACAAGAAGAAAUAUAGAUGGAAAUGGACACAACUUGACAUCCCUGAUGCAAACACAACCGGAAGAAACAACUUUAAAAAAGGAACUACCAAGCAGCCUCACACCGCAAGCUAUCCUUAGUACAACAGAAUUUACAUCAAUUCAUCCACCAACCAACAUUUCUUCUUUUGAGAAAACGAACAGCAAAAGGGUUUUGGAUACGACGGAAAAGAAGUCACAGGAGACCACAGAGGACAUACCACCUUCAACUACAAACGAGCAUCCAAACGUAACCGAUGUGGAAGGCAACAAAACCAGCACAAAUGGUGAUCUUCAUACCCCUCAGUCGACAAAGGACACUACAGUCCAGUCUAGCCCCACGACACCGACAAAGGACACUACAGUCCAGUCUAGCCCCACGACGCCGACAAAGGACACUACAGUCCAGUCUAGCCCAACGACACACAAUCAUACCUUUACAGUAAGACCCGUGAUAGAUUUCAAUGAGACGAAGAGUAUGAAAACCACAGAGAAAGAAGAAAUUAAGACUGAAAGGCCAACUGGAUUUGACGUAAAGACAUCUACGAGCAAGCCGGUGGAGAUAUUCACAACAACUCUGAAGACCACCACGAAGAGUGCAAUUCUUGCACCGAACAACAAGCAGGGGAAAAACCCUGGAAAGACUGUGGCUGCAAUAAUAGGCACCACUUUUGUAUUGAUGUUCAUAGCCAUCAUAUACAUUUUGGUACGAAAACGAAAAUUACAAAAACAGCAGCUAGACAAUCCUGAGUGGGCCGGACCCUCGCCGUUCCUGGAAGGUGACUUUCAACCUAACCUGCCGAAUUAUGAGGAGUCUGAGUCCGUCGAUAGGCAAGGCUUCGGCCAGAUCACCAAAUACCUUCCCCAACGGCUCUCCAAACAUCUGACGUUUCGGAAGGACAUCAACGAGGAAGUGUUCAUGGGGGACAUACUGCAAGGAAGCAGCACAUUUGGCAAUCAUUAUCAGGAAGAAGUCCAAGCAUCCAAUGGGGAACCAACACAAGUUAAAGAUGCACCAAAGACAGAAGAAAAUGAAAACCAAGGCGCGACAUCUGGGGACUCCGUAGACUCCAAAAGCCCAACGGUCACGGUGGAUAUUAAAGAACCAGCCCAUCAGAAUGAUAAUCUCAAUGCGACUCCAUCUCAAGACACUUUAGUUAAAACAAUCCCACCCUUGGUGUCUAUAGAUCUUGAUUCUCUUUCAGAAGAAACAGCUCCUUCCAAAACAUUUGAAGUUGGGAACUUUCCUACGGCUCCAUCCCUGCCCUAAUCUUGAUGAAGAUCUUCAAAGCAUAUAAAAGCACUCAAUGGAGAAAAAGAUAAAGAUACAACUAAUAAAGAUGCAACUAAUCAAAAAUUCAUAUAUUCAAAGCUUUUGCUUGAACCAAACAUUUCUUGGCCAUCAUUGACUACCACAGUUGGAAAAAAAGACAAUGGUCGUCAAAAGUGCCCUGAACUGUUUGCUUUCCUACAUUCUUCAAAAUAUCCUCUCUUGUGUGUCACAGAGCAUUUUUUUUCCUACUAUAGUAGUCAAUGGUGGGAUGAGAAAGGCAAUAAUAACAAAACAUAUGUCUGUAUAUUACUGCAUUGCUGCAGUCACUGGGUGCCGACCUAAAACGCUGAAUACAAGCAGCUACUGUCAACCACAUAAUUGCAGAGCUCACACCACUAAUUCCUUUAAAAAUAUAUUGUAACUACUCCGUUUGUACCCUACUUAUAUUCUGCUGUAAAAUAAUGCAAUAUUGUGUUACCACAUGUUUUAAAAUGCAAUGUGCAUGUAGCACAUUCAGCAAAGUAAAGUUUUUAAUCUGAUGAAAACAAAUUGUCUGUAACAUUUAUCAUCUGUAUCUGUAUGACUGUAUCUCAUCGGUGGUAUCAUUUUGUUAUAUCCCAUUGCUUUGAAACAAACCAUGUUACUGAAUGACUACCAUUUUCAUAUAACAGUAAAAGGUCCCGUUGUUAAACUCACAAGUCAGUGCCAGUGCAACUAAAAGACUCCCAAACUGUCCAGGGAUCGAUGAUUAACACUACACUAGGUAGAAAGCAAGUACAGAUGAUUACUGUGUGCACAGGGAUGCCUGAUCUGUGCAACGCGUGCAGCAGAAGUGAGAGAGGAAAUGUCACACCAGAGUCAUAUCGGGACAAAAAUAACACAACUAUUUCUUGCCUUUUGAUUUACCACAAAGCUAACAUUCUCUCCAUCCGGUGGGAUUUCAGCCAACGUUUAGUGGCUGCAGAACUUGAUGUGAAUAACUAACCUGUUAAAUCUAGUAGUCAGUAGGUAUCUACUUCUUUAUAUCUACUUCUAAUACUAGCCCACUGUCACAUUAAACAGUGUAUUAUCAACAGAUAUAUUAAAGGAAUAGUUAAAUAAAUAGACAAUUUUGUCAUCCUUUACUCACCCUGAGGUUUUUCCAAACGCCAUGGGGGAUGAGAUCUGUUUGGUUACUGACAUUCUUCCAAAUAUCUUCCUUUGUGUUCACCAGAACAAAUAA